AUGGCAACUAUAGAGUCUCUCUUGCUUGGUUCUGGAACAAGUCACCCUCCAUCCUCUGCCCUCAACCCAAAGGAAAAGGCAACUGCUGCCUUCCCUGAAAAUGCUCAUGCCUUAAACCCAAGCACAAUCAUGUCUUUUGCACGAGAUCUGGAACAAGUCACUCUCUUCAUCCUCAUCUUUGAAGUUGAAUUGAUGAGAUUAGAGCUGGUUGUGAGUUUGGGAGGAGAUACUAUGCCAGUUUUUGUUAAGACUUUGACAAGGAAGACCAUAAAGCUGGAGGUGGAGAGCUCAGAAAACAUUGAUACUGUGAAGUCAAAGAUUCGCGACAUAGAGGGGAUUCCAUUGCAUCAUGUUGGGAGAACAUAUGUAUUCAGCUUUCGAGCAGAUGAUUGCCUCAUGUGUCUUGAGUCACGCUCCAUAUUACUGCUCGCAGAAGAAGCAGAAAGUGGUGAUGAUUUGCAUUUGCUGCCUGGAUUCACCUCUAAUAAAGGUGCCUGGGUUCACCUCUAA
This is a messenger RNA of Lactuca saligna, 510 nucleotides long. Lineage: Eukaryota; Viridiplantae; Streptophyta; Magnoliopsida; Asterales; Asteraceae. The record is from the annotation of a GenBank genome assembly.